AUGGCUGAUAGCGAGGCUGCCCAGAUCGCGCUGGAUGAAGACGAAGGGCUAUCUGAGUUGGACGAUGGCGAAACGACUGCAUCCGUUCGUUCGAGCAUUUUGCAAAACCGAGAACAGCCUGGGAGACGAUAUCAUGCAUACAAGGAUGGAAGAUACCAUCGGCCAAAUGAUGAGGCCGAGCUGGAGCGUCUCAAUAUAGCCCAUGCCCUCUUUACAAUGACCAACGAGAAUAGACUCCAUCUCGCGCCCCUAGAGUCAGACCUUGGCCGUGUCCUAGACAUCGGCACCGGCACCGGGACCUGGGCCAUCGAAUUUGCGGAUGCUUACCCGUCAGCCCUUGUGGUUGGCGUCGAUGAUGGAUCGUUGACGGAAGAGCAUGCUCUAAGACGCUGGCUUGUUCUUUGCAUCCAAGCCGCCGGCAAAAUUGGACGCUUAUUACGUGUGGGCGUGCAGCUCGGGGAGUGGGUUCGAGAUGCCGGCUUCACCAAUGUUCAGGUUUUCAAGGUCCCCGUACCCAUUGGCCCCUGGCCAAGGGACAAGAGACUGAAACGGAUGGGCCUGAUUAAUUGGACUCAGAUCUUUGAGGGCCUACAAGCCGUUAGCCUGAGGUUGUCCUUAAACGUUCUUGAAUGGACCCAGCCUGAGCUGGAGACCCUGCUGAUGGAAGUCCGGAGAGACAUGAAGAACAAGGACAUUCAUGCACUGUACACCGUCAUCGGCCAAAAAACAGAGAGUCAAACGGCACAGCUCACCGACCAGUGA
Messenger RNA from Rhinocladiella mackenziei CBS 650.93, 762 nucleotides. RefSeq lists its product as uncharacterized. Lineage: Eukaryota; Fungi; Ascomycota; Eurotiomycetes; Chaetothyriales; Herpotrichiellaceae. The transcript is spliced from 5 exons. Bases 1 to 762 code for a protein of 253 amino acids. The record is from RefSeq and is a predicted model, not a curated record.